AUGUUUUCUAAAGUGGCUUGUGUAACUGGUGCGAACAAAGGCAUCGGGUUUGAGAUCACCAAAAAACUGGCAAGGGAUGGUUUUGCUGUAAUUAUGGCUUGUCGGGAUUUAAAAGCUGCCAAAGAGGCAGAAUCAAAAAUUAAAACAGCUGUGAGCAAUGCUCAUAUUGAACAUGUUUGUCUGGAUCUUGCUGUUCCAGAAAGUGCCAGUAAAGCUGCCGUAGAGGUAAAAAAACUUUUUCCCGAAGGUAUUGAUGUACUAAUCAAUAAUGCUGGAUUCGCAUAUCAUUGCGAUUCCCCAGAACCGUUUCACAAUCAGGCCGUUCAAACAAUAAAAAUUAACUAUUAUGGAACCGUUGCUGUUUGUGAAGCAAUAAUGCCAUUAAUAAAAGAUGGAGGAAGACUGGUUAACAUUUCUUCUAUGUCUGGAAGUUUGACGAUUUUAUCUAAGAAGGAAUUGAUUGCCAAAUGGAAAGGUUGUAAUUCAAAGGAAUCUAUAGAAUCCCUUUUGCAUGAGUUUAUUGAAUUAACAAAAGUAAAUGGCAAACAUCUUACUGCAGGUUGGCCUGAUUCUGCAUAUGGCGUAAGUAAACUUGCGGUGACAACCUAUACUCGGGUUAUAGGUCAUUCAACACCUCGUAUUCAUAUUUUCUCUUGCUGCCCUGGACAUUGUCAAACCACUAUGUCAACCUUUACAGGUAGCAAGACUGCUGAGCAAGGAGCUGACACACCUGUAUGGCUUGCUACCUCAGAGGAAGCUCUACUUAAAAUUCCCCAGGGAGGGUUUGCAACUGAGCGACGUCACGCACCCGAGUAG
Molecule: messenger RNA, 816 nt
Organism: Trypanosoma theileri
Lineage: Eukaryota; Euglenozoa; Kinetoplastea; Trypanosomatida; Trypanosomatidae
Product: putative short chain dehydrogenase
Exons: 1
Coding region: 1-816 (271 amino acids)
Molecular function (GO): oxidoreductase activity
Source: RefSeq, a predicted model, not a curated record